AUGCUAUCUGGAAGGUUAAAAGAUGAAAUAAUUCGCUAUUACAAAGAAGGAUUUACUUGCCUACAAAUCAAGAGUAUGAUAAAUGAAGUUCGCAAGCAAAAUUUUUUGAGAGAUAAGAUAAAAAACUGCAUUGAUUAUUAUUCUGCCAAAUAUCCUAUUAAUCUCACAAUGGAAAGCAUGAUAGAAUUGCUAAAUAAAUGUGAUAAUUAUAUGAUUGGAACUGAUAAUAAAAAUGGAAGAUUAUUUUUCACAGAAGGUUUACGAGUUGACAAAUGGCGCUUGCUUGGUGAUGUAAUUGCAAUAGAUAGCACAUACAACAUUAAUAACAUAUUUAGGUGUGCUAUUUUUUUCGUAACUAUCGAUAAAUGGAUCAAAUUAUGUCUUAGCGAUGUGUCUUUGUAA
Blepharisma stoltei is the source of this 402-nucleotide messenger RNA. NCBI's taxonomy places the organism in Eukaryota, Ciliophora, Heterotrichea, Heterotrichida, Blepharismidae. The record is from the annotation of a GenBank genome assembly.